This is a messenger RNA of Scatophagus argus, 3503 nucleotides long. It is a transcript of the gene pi4k2a, whose product is annotated as phosphatidylinositol 4-kinase type 2 alpha. The transcript has 9 exons. Gene Ontology annotation, biological process: endosome organization; Golgi organization; phosphatidylinositol phosphate biosynthetic process. Gene Ontology annotation, molecular function: 1-phosphatidylinositol 4-kinase activity. The record is from RefSeq and is a predicted model, not a curated record. Bases 1115 to 2452 code for a protein of 445 amino acids. Gene Ontology annotation, cellular component: lysosomal membrane; plasma membrane; trans-Golgi network. Lineage: Eukaryota; Metazoa; Chordata; Actinopteri; Scatophagidae.
UGAAGGCUAGCACAACCCAGUGGAGGUAGUGGGUAGAAGGAGAGAUACCGUAGGUCUCUCCUUCCCAGUACUGUGUCUAGUAGACCACACUCAUCCAUUCAUUCACUCUUUACAAUAAGCAACUCGCUCAGGGCAACAUUUAUACAUUAAAACUUGUGUGAAGUUCAGCCAACAAUUAGUCCACUGUUUACCAACGUUUUCUUACGUUCAUUGUUUGUUUGAUUGUUUACUUAUUGGUAUGUCUCGCUCUGCGAUGUGUCUUUGUGUUUGAUUCUGCUGUCUUACUAUCAUCCUUGCUGCUGUGUCACUGUAAAUUUCUCCACCGUGGGACUAAUAAAGGAUUAUCUUAUUUUAUCUUAUCUUCCAGUAAUAACAACAAGUCCGUUGUUGGGCCUAAACAUAGAGAAACCCAAUUAAAAGUAUGACCUCCAUAUAGCCGACAGGCUAAUAUUGCAGACGUGAUUAACUUGUCCUGAGUCACAGGAAUAAAAGUGCGAAAAAUUAAAUUGUAAAGUAUUGUGCACUAUCAAAGAUAAAGGUUUUUUUAAUACAUUAUUUGCAAUAUCUUGGUCCCUUGAAUCUUGCCGCUGACAAAUAAAAUCAUUCAGCCAUCCGUUUAACUCAACAUUUCUUGUCCAGGUUUUUGUCAAAUGAAUCUGGGAAGAUUUUGAAGUAGGGUGGAGUUGUGUGUAGCUUUAUAUAUCCCCUCAGGCGACAGGAAUUACAGAGACUGACCAGUCUGACAACCGCAUAUAAAACGAUUAUUCUCCAGCCCCUUAAAAGCACCUUUUGAGACAGUUAAUUGAUUUGGUUAACUAUUUGUCACGUGUCUUUUGUGAGCGGAACGAACGUGUCCAAUCAGCACUAGAGACAAAGUUGUUGACAGGAGCAGUUGAACGCUGAUUGGCUAAAGCUCAAAACACUCAACGUCCGCUUCCCGGAAGCUGACAGUCAUCUGAUUUUUCUUUUUUUUUCAGUGUUUCCUUGUUAGCCAGCGUCACUACUAGCCAACAAAACAAUCGUCCGGAUUUCUUUUUCUCUUCUGUCUCGUCUUGUUCUCUGUUUCUUUUCUCUCUCCAGAAGUUAGAAUAAUUCCUCGUCCACCUUCAAAAUCAUGGACGAGACGAGUCCGCUUGUCUCUCCGCUCAGGGACUCCGGUGAUUUCAGCUACUGUCCCACAGAGCCCACCAGCCCCCGAGGCGCAUUUGGGAGCACACCGGGCUCGGUAGUGCGCAUCCCGGCCGGGAGCCCGGGGCGCAGCAGGGAGAGACAGCCGCUUCUAGACCGAGGGAGUUCGCCCCGGGAGCCCCACAGGAACGAGUUCCCGGAGGAUCCCGAGUUCAGAGAGAUCAUCCGAAAGGCCGAGCGAGCCAUAGAGGAGGGGAUCUACCCGGAGAGGAUCUACCAAGGAUCCAGUGGAAGCUACUUUGUCAAAGACUCGCAGGGGAAAAUCAUUGGCGUGUUCAAACCUAAGAAUGAAGAGCCCUAUGGCCAGCUAAACCCCAAGUGGACCAAGUGGCUCCAGAAACUGUGUUGUCCCUGUUGCUUUGGCCGCGACUGUUUGGUCCUGAACCAGGGUUACCUCUCGGAGGCCGGGGCUAGCCUGGUUGAUCAGAAGCUGGAGCUCAACAUCGUUCCCAGGACCAAGGUGGUGUACCUGGCGAGUGAAACAUUCAACUACAGUGCCAUAGACAGGGUGAAGUCUCGAGGAAAGAGAUUAGCCCUGGAGAAGGUGCCCAAAGUCGGCCAGCGCUUCCACAGGAUUGGGCUGCCACCAAAGGUUGGUUCCUUCCAGCUCUUUGUUGAUGGGUACAAGGAUGCAGAUUUCUGGCUGCGGAAGUUUGAAGCGGAGCCGUUGCCCGAAAACACCAACCGUCAACUCCAGCUGCAGUUUGAGCGGCUUGUAGUCCUUGAUUACAUCAUCAGGAACACAGACAGGGGAAAUGACAACUGGUUGCUGAAGUAUGAUUGUCCCAUGGACCCUGUUGGGAAUAGGGACACGGACUGGGUGGUAGUAAAGGAUCCCAUCAUCAAAUUGGCAGCUAUAGACAACGGCCUUGCGUUCCCCCUCAAACACCCUGACUCUUGGAGAGCCUACCCCUUCUACUGGGCGUGGCUUUCCCAGGCCAAGGUUCCUUUCUCACAGGAAAUCAGAGAACUGGUCCUGCCCAAACUCUCUGACCCAAAUUUCAUCAAAGACCUAGAAGAGGACUUGUAUGAAUUAUUCAAGAAAGACCCUGGUUUCGACAGAGGACAGUUUCACAAACAAGUAGCCGUCAUGAGGGGGCAGAUCCUGAACCUGUGCCAAGCCCUGAAGGAUGGUAAAACACCCCUGCAGUUGGUCCAGAUGCCCCCAGUAAUCGUUGAAACAGCCAGAGCACCUCAGCGAGCCAACAGUGAGUCGUACACACAGAGUUUCCAGAGCAGAAGACCCUUCUUUACCUGGUGGUAGGAAUGACUCGGUGAAGAGGAAGAGGAAGAACAGCAGGAAGCCAGAGCGACGAAGGAGGGGAGCAGUGUCCGUGUGCAGAUGUAAGACAGAACAGGAUCUGAAAGCAGCAGUUUCUGUCCUGGAAAUGGAAAUAAUCAUCACCCUCCUCUCCUCUCCUCUCCUUAUGGAUAUUUUAGUUAAAAAAAGAUGUGAGUGAGUGGGUGGAGAGGUGAGGCCAAAAGAGGAAGAAUUUCAUGACAUAGCUUCCCUGUCAGCCUCAGUGCCUUGUGUGGAUGUCAAUGAAGAAUUAACACCUAAAUGAUGAAGAUUCUGUACCUUCCUGUGAGAGAGAAACAUUUUUAGUGAGAUGUUAAACUGCGUGCAGGCAGUAUUUGAUCACACGUGUGUGCCGGUCAAAAGCCUCUCAUGAAUGGGAGAUGUUGCAUUCCAUGUUUUUUUUUUUUUGUCAUACCUCUCUGCCUUUUAAUAUUCUCGUGCAUAUUCCCUCCCUUGCAGUUAAAAACCCUGGGCUGGUGAAAGCAGUGAUGCCUCAUGUGCAAAAUGAGCAUAUUAUUUUUCAACAAAUAAGAGAAGUGUUCAUUGUGGUUAAGUCUUUAAGAUUUAGGAACUGGCCAUUCAGUGGUGUGUAUGUCUUAACACAAUGAACACAAGUCAUGUGAACUGGUUUCACAGUUACUCACUGCCCCUCCGAACCGUUUAGAUUAGGAUCUGUAAGUCAUCGGGGAGGACACUUCUGGUUAAAGAAAGAAACUCUUUGUUGAGCUUAUGAUUGGAUCACCUAAUUUUUCUUCUUUGACCGAUGAGUUAAAUUACUGGUAAAGAAGACAAAAUUAUCCCAUCAAGCAGACAUUGGGGAUCCAUUAUUCACACGAGCCCCUGCUUGUGUCAACCAUACUGAUUUCUGUUUUCUGAAUUGUGGGGUGGACCUAAGUAAACAACAAAGUAACUUCCUGCUGUACUGAACUGACAUGAAAUGUAUUGUGACAAUGCACUGUAUAAUUUGUAUGUAAUAUUUAAUGAUAGAUUAUAAUUAAAACAUAUUACAUUAAUA